Aphidius gifuensis is the source of this 2775-nucleotide messenger RNA. RefSeq names its product aminomethyltransferase, mitochondrial-like. The transcript is spliced from 4 exons. The coding region runs from base 543 to 1769 and encodes 408 amino acids. Gene Ontology annotation, cellular component: mitochondrion. The record is from RefSeq and is a predicted model, not a curated record. Gene Ontology annotation, biological process: glycine catabolic process. Gene Ontology annotation, molecular function: aminomethyltransferase activity; protein binding. Lineage: Eukaryota; Metazoa; Arthropoda; Insecta; Hymenoptera; Braconidae.
UUCAAUUAAUAUUAUUGUGUAAAAUAAUUUUUUUACCGACAAAAUUUCAAAUAGGCCCAUCGUUUUGUGGUAAGUUGUUUUUGUUGAUUUUUUUUUUUUUGUUAAAUUCUUCGAAAAAAAUUAAAUUGAUUAUAAAUAAAAUUAAUAAGUUCACUUCGAAAUUCUUUGCUGAUAAAAAGAUUAAAAAGUAAUUGUAAAAAAAAAAGAAACUGCAUCAUUAAAAACGUUAAUUUCUAUGAAAAUAUUUCGAAAAUAUUUUACACUUUAAAAACAUAGUAAAAUAAUAAUUUAAUAUCAGUUUAUUUUCGUAUUAUUGCUGGUCGUUUACUUGAAAAAUAAUCGUGAAAUGUGAGAUAAUACGUAGAUGACCUCUGUCAUGCACAUAUCAAUUUAUAUUAUAAUUUUGUUUUAAAUAUAAAAUGAUAAAUCAAACUUGUAAUCAAUAUACAUGUGUUAAGUUUUUUGAUAAAUCAGUUUGUGAAAAACAUUCAUUGUAAAUUCAUCAUAUUUUUUAACAUAAGAAAAUUUAGUUUCAGUGAAAAAUGUUUAAAACAAAAUGUCAUCAAUGGUACUUAUCAAAUAGAGCAUACAAAUUUAAUCGAAUUGAAGUGAAAAAAAUUUCUUCAAAUUCACCUGAAGUUAAGAAAACAUGCAUGUAUGAUUUUCAUGUAAAAAAUAAUGGAAAAAUGGUAAAUUUUUCGAAUUUUUUACUUCCAUUAAAGUAUGAAGAUUCAAUUGAAAUUUCUCAUCAACAUACUAGAACAAAUGCAUCACUGUUUGACGUUGGACAUAUGCUUCAAACAGAAAUAUCUGGAAAUAAUGCUGCUGAAUAUUUAGAAAGUCUUACAACUGCUGAUUUAAAAAAUCUCAAUCAAGGUGCAUCUGUUUUGACAGUAUUUACUAAUGACAAUGGUGGAAUUCUUGAUGAUCUUAUAAUAACAAAAGACAGUGAGAAUAAAUUUUUUGUUGUAUCAAAUGCUGGUAGAAGAAAUGAAGACAUGGAAAUUUUCGAAAAACGUAAGAAUGAAUAUAAAAUUCAAGAGAAACAAAUUUCAUUGAUUCAUUUCGAUCCAUCUGAAUAUGGACUUGUUGCUUUACAAGGACCAAGUGCAGCUGGCAUACUUCAAUCAUUUGUUGAUAUUGAUUUGACAAAAUUAAAAUUUAUGAAUUCAGUUAAAACUAAAAUAUUAAAAAUGGAAUGUAGAAUAAGCCGAUGUGGUUAUACUGGAGAAGAUGGAUUUGAAAUAUCUUCACAAGGAAAUAAUAUUAAAAUAUUAGCUGAAAAAUUUUUAUAUUCAACUGAUGUUAAACUUGCUGGUCUUGGUGCUAGAGAUUCAUUGAGAUUAGAAGCUGGUUUAUGUUUGUAUGGACAUGACAUUGAUGAAAAUACAACACCAAUUGAAGCAGGACUUGGUUGGCUUGUUGCACGACGACGAAAACAAAAUAGUGAUUUUCCAGGUGCUAAAAAAAUCUUAUCACAAAUCAAAGAAGGUGUUGAGAAAAAGAGAAUUGGAUUGACAUUAGAAAAUGGUCCAGCAGCAAGAGAAAAUACUCCAAUUUUAUCACUAAAUGGUGAAUUUAUUGGUGCUGUAACUUCUGGUGGUAGAAGUCCAACUUUAAAAAAACCCAUAGCCAUGGGAUAUGUUCCACCAGAACAAGGAAAAAUUGGAUCUAAGGUAUUAGUUGAUGUUAGAGGAAAAAUUUACGAAGCAAUUGUUACAAAAAUGCCAUUUGUUCAAACAAAUUAUUACACUGAUAAAAAAAAAUAAGUAAUUCAUAUUUUUUAUGUAUUAUUUUUUCAUAAUUUUCAAUAUUUACAUCAACAAUUAUUGAUGUUUAAUUAGAAAAUUUAUAUCACAAAUUGUUUAGAAAAAAUUUAACAUAAUUUUUAGAAAAAAAAAUCUUCUAUAUGUAAUUCAUAUGAAAUAUUUAUAAAUUUUGAUGGUUUUUUACACAUUUUUUUAAAUAAAUGAUACAAUGAUUUGUUGACAAUUAAAAUAAGAACAAUAUUAUUAGUACGAUAUCGUGUAAAACCAUUUGCAAAUAAAAGUGUAUUAACAGUAAUUGGAGUUUCUCUGAGAUAAAGUCGUUCAAGAUUUCUCGAACUUUUUAAUAAUUUAUGAAUUGAUAUAUCAUUUACAUUGGCACAGCCAACACAAGAUACAUUUUUUAAAUUUCGAAAUUCACUAAAAAUUGUAUCUUUAAUAUGUGGAAGAAAUUUAAUUCUUAAAUUUGUUAAAAAUUCUAAUUUUGCUAAUUUUUCAAGACCUGAAUUAGUGACUUUUUUGCAACCACUUAUAUUUAAAUCUUGAAGUUUUUUACAAUUAAUUGAAAGACCAAAUAAAAAUUUAUCAUUAACAUGAUCUAAUUGUUGAACAUCUAAAUACUUUAAAUUAACUAAAUUUAAAAGUGAAAAUAAGCUAUUUUUUAUAUUUGUACGAUGAUCAAUUUCAACAUGAGUUAAAGAAUUAAUAAGGCUUAUUCCUUUGAUUAAUUCAUCAGCAAAAUAAUACGGUGUACUUAAAUAAUUAAAACGUCCACCAAGAUCAAAUUUUAUAUGUUGUAAAUUUUUCAUAUUUGAAAAAAUACUAGCAAGUUGUUCGCCAUUCCAGGCAUCAAAUUGAACCACUAAUUUUUCAAGAUUUGGACAAUAAGCUUGAACAGACAAUAAUAUACUUGAGUAACACCUGUCCCAAAUUUCUAAACUUUUUAAAAAAUAUCCACAUCUGAAUAAUAUUUGUUCAAUGUCUUCCUGUGUCAUGUCACUGUUCUGAU